CGGCUAUGUGAUCUUCAGCCGGAUAUACUCAACCUGGGUCGGGAGAGCUCUCUGCAUCACAGAUAUUUUCGUCAUUCCGGAGUUCCGAAGAAAGGGAAUCGGCUCUGCACUGCUCCUCCAGGUUAUACAUGAAAGCAAGAGGCUCGGAUGUUGUCGCAUUGAUUGCUACCCGGUGAAGCAGAACCCUGCACUCUUGAGCCUUCUCAAGAAACAUAAGGCGAGAGACCUGAACGACGGCGAGGGCUGGAGCUUCUAUCAAUUGGACAGCACAAGGCUGAGAGACUUUGCUAGCGAUCAAAGUGGCAACUGUUAAAAUGCUUUAUUUUAGUCA
Molecule: messenger RNA, 331 nt
Organism: Ornithodoros turicata
Lineage: Eukaryota; Metazoa; Arthropoda; Arachnida; Ixodida; Argasidae
Product: thialysine N-epsilon-acetyltransferase-like
Molecular function (GO): N-acetyltransferase activity
Source: RefSeq, a predicted model, not a curated record